AGCGGACUGCGGCGCUGCAGCCUCCCGAGGGCCAGCCUCGCCGAGCCCGGGACUGGGUCUGAGCGGUGGCGAGGCGGCAGCCCCGCGCACACCAAAGAGGAGGCGGCUGUGGCGGCAGCGGCGGCCCCAGCCAUGCUGUGCUAUGUGACGAGGCCGGACGCGGUGCUGAUGGAGGUGGAGGUGGAGGCGAAAGCCAACGGCGAGGACUGCCUCAACCAGGUGUGCAGGCGGUUGGGGAUUAUAGAAGUUGAUUAUUUUGGACUGCAAUUUACGGGUAGCAAAGGUGAAAGUUUAUGGCUAAAUCUGAGAAAUCGGAUCUCCCAGCAGAUGGAUGGGCUAGCCCCUUACCGGCUUAAACUGAGAGUCAAGUUCUUCGUGGAGCCUCAUCUCAUCUUACAGGAGCAGACUAGGCAUAUCUUCUUCUUGCACAUCAAGGAGACCCUCCUGGCCGGCCACCUCCAGUGCUCCCCGGAGCAGGCAGUGGAACUCAGCGCCCUCCUGGCCCAGACCAAGUUUGGAGACUACAAUCAGAACACGGCCAAGUACAGCUACGAGGAACUGUGUGCGAAGGAGCUCUCCAGCGCCACCUUGAACAGCAUUGUUGCGAAGCAUAAAGAGUUGGAGGGGACCAGCCAGGCUUCGGCCGAAUACCAGGUGUUGCAGAUCGUGUCAGCAAUGGAAAACUAUGGCAUCGAGUGGCAUUCCGUGAGGGACAGCGAGGGCCAAAAGCUCCUCAUUGGGGUUGGACCUGAAGGAAUCUCAAUUUGCAAAGACGACUUCUGCCCAAUUAAUAGGAUCGCUUACCCUGUGGUGCAGAUGGCCACCCAGUCGGGAAAGAACGUGUACUUGACCGUCACCAAGGAGUCUGGGAACAGCGUGGUGCUCUUGUUCAAGAUGAUCAGCACCAGGGCGGCCAGCGGGCUCUACCGAGCAAUAACGGAGACCCACGCUUUCUACAGGUGUGACACGGUGACCAGUGCCGUCAUGAUGCAGUACAGCCGAGACCUGAAGGGCCACUUGGCCUCUCUGUUUCUGAAUGAAAAUAUUAACCUUGGCAAGAAGUACGUCUUCGAUAUUAAAAGAACGUCAAAGGAGGUGUAUGACCACGCCAGGAGGGCUCUGUACAAUGCCGGCGUUGUGGACCUCGUGUCGAGAAGCGAGCACAGCCCUCCCAGCUCCCCACUUAAGUCCUCGGAAAGCAGCCUGACCUGCGCCAGCUGUGAGGGCCUCAGCUGCCAGCAGACCAGGGCACUCCAGGAGAAGCUGCGCAAGCUGAAGGAGGCCAUGCUGUGCAUGGUGUGCUGUGAGGAGGAGAUCAACUCGGCCUUCUGCCCCUGCGGCCACACCGUGUGCUGUGAAGGCUGCGCCGCCCAGCUGCAGUCGUGUCCAGUCUGCAGGUCGCGGGUGGAGCACGUGCAGCACGUCUAUCUGCCCACCCACACCAGUCUGCUCAACCUGACCGUGAUCUGACGGGUUGUGCCCUUCACGGGACGUGCCACGUUUCCACGGACCGCACUGCUUCUUAAAUACACAAAUGAUGGAUCGUGGAGAAAACAAAAAGCCCGACACGCCCAUCUGCCAUGCAACAUUUAAAAAAGGAAGAAAAGGACAAAUAGAGUUUUCCUCCCCGCCAAAACAUACCACGUGUAGAGUCCGCGCUGGCGGUGGUGGGGCCGGGAAGAGUUCUGGACACAGACACGUUCCCUGGACUCACUCUUCUCAUGAUCCAGUUAGAGGAAUAAGUAGGAUCUGUGAUGUCCGUUAAGUGGCAGCAGAGCCAAAAAGUGGGUACCUUUUAGGAAAGGAUAUUGUGAAGUCUCCUGAUGUGUCCCGAGGUAAGUUUCCUACGUGGCAGCAAAUUUUGUAAGAAUUCGUUUUAAGAAUUUACUUGGUUCUUUUUGUAUGGUCGUGGAGCUCUGAACAUUUUAAUAGGAAACUUUUCUUAAAGAAACUGUCAUUUUAAUGUCAUUUCUGUUUUUGUAACUUGCUCAAGAACGACUGGAAGGCAAACAGAUGUCAAAGAGUCCAUUCUGUGACUUUCAAAACGUUGACAGCCAGGUUGUCAGACAUAAACCGGUCUGGCUAGUGGAAGACAGAGAACUCAGUAUGCAUGGCUUCCUUUCCCCCCUCCCUGCCCUCUUUCCCCCAAGUCUUUCGAUUAUAAAAUGCUACCAGUCUGGUUAUAAGAUUUCUGUGGAGCAGUCCGCACUCCUUGGGCUCUUGAGUUGGUGGGAUAUUUUUUUGAAGUUGAAAAGGGGACACAUGUUCCUCGGGAAGCAGAGCAUUGCCUGCAGAGAUGAAGCCUCACGAUGUAGAACCCGGGGGGG
Molecule: messenger RNA, 2327 nt
Organism: Lontra canadensis (Northern American river otter)
Lineage: Eukaryota; Metazoa; Chordata; Mammalia; Carnivora; Mustelidae
Gene: MYLIP
Product: myosin regulatory light chain interacting protein
Exons: 7
Coding region: 133-1470 (445 amino acids)
Biological process (GO): ubiquitin-dependent protein catabolic process
Cellular component (GO): cytoskeleton
Molecular function (GO): cytoskeletal protein binding; ubiquitin-protein transferase activity
Source: RefSeq, a predicted model, not a curated record